CGUUGUCAGAGCCAAAACUAAGAAAUUUGCAACACAUUAUGGCGUCUUCUACUCCUCAGAGACCUACUCCAGCUUCAGUUCCUGAAAAUUCCGCGCCAGCGUUAGUGUCGGAAAGUCCCGCACCAGCUUUAGUUUCUCAAGCUCCCGCAGCAGCACAAAGUCCUAAAUCAGCUUCAACCCCUCAAAGUGUUGCUCCAGCCUCAGGCCCACAAAGUCCCGUACCAACUGCACAAAAGCCAGAGAAAGACUGUAAAAAACCUACGGAGCCUCCUAAAGAAGGAUCUGCUGUAGCAGGAAAGCCGGAAGCUUCCAAAGAACUAUCUAAAGAUGAAAAACCGUCUGAGCAAGCUUCAAGUGAAACUUCAGGUCCCACGCCACCACCACGUAAAGGUAGUGGUCCCAAGAAAGCUGGUGGAAAGGGAAAGAAGUAAAAUAAUCCAUAAUGUUUUUGAAUUAUCAUUCUAUGAUAAAAUACUGCUUUGGAGUGUCUUUAUUUACGAGUAAUUUAAGUUGAACUACUAAACUAUAUUUAAGUAGAUCUUGGUCUUGACCCCAAUAAAUGGCAGAAUAUGGUUUUACUUGCAACUUUAUUUAACCCUCGUCUAGAAAAAUAAGUUAGGUGCACGGGAUUCAUAAGAAGCAUGAUAUUUUGCAUAAGAAACAUAAUAAUAGUCUAUAUUUCCUAUUGUACAGUAACGUUACAGAAAUUGUAUAGCCACUACAAAAUGAAAUGUCGCGUAAAUAUCACCAGUAUACGAGUAGUAGUUUACCUCUGAUCUUUCUUUCUUUAUAAUGGUGACGUAUCUUACGAGGGUGGUCCGAUAAGUACUUAGCCUCACCGGCCGAUGACGCCACUAUCGCAAGAGAAAUUUACUACCGGGUAGAACAUUCUCGUAGCCGGCUGCUGUCAAAAUUUUAGCCGAAUCGGACUCGUAGUUUUGUUAUGACCGCGUGCGGAAGCGGACGAAUCUUGUUUUUGGAAGGGAAAUCGCGCAGCGAAAUGAAAGAGCGCUUGCGUACGGUGACUCUUGUCCUUCGAUGGCGACCGUCAGAAAUUGGUUUAACGAGUUUCAACGUGGCCGUGUGUCGGUCAUAACCGUCGUGAAGCAUUGGGCAUGAUAAAGCUGUCUGCGCGAUGGGUGCCGCGUUUGCUCACUCUGGACAAUAGGCGCAACCGUGAGACCACUUCAGAGCAGUCUUUAACGUUGUUUAAGCGCAAUCCAAAGGAGUUUCUGCCUCGUUUCGUGGCCGUCGACAAAACAUGGAUCCACUGGUACACACCAGAGACCAAGGAACAGUCAAAACAUUGGACUUCAGCCGGCGAACGUGCUCCGAGGAAGGCGAAUACUGUCCGAUCGGCCGGAAAGGUGACUGUUAGCGUGUUCUGAUUCACAUGGUGUGAUCUACAUCGACUACCUGGAGAAGGGCAAAACGGUCACAGGGCUCUACUAUGCCGAAUUAUUGGGCCGAUUCAACGCCGAAUUGCUGAAAAAAUGUCCCCAUUUGACGAAAAAGAAAUGUUCUUACACCAAGACAACGCACCGGCUCGCAGCUCCGCCACGGCUAAAUUGGUCGAUUUAGGCUACGAACUGCUGCCCCAUCCACAGUAUUUUCCAGAUUUGGCCCCGUGCGACUUCUUUUUUUGUUUCCAAACUUGAAAAAGUCACUCGCCGGGCAGAAAUUUGAAUCGAAUGAGGGGGUUAUCGCCGCCACGGAGGCCUACUUUGCAUACCUCCAGAAAAUUAUUUUUCAGGCGGAUUAAAGAAGUUUGAGUGUCGCUGGGUCAAAUGUAUCGAUCUGAAAGGAGACUGUGUUGAGAAAUAAAUUGCUACUUUUCCAAAAUUGUUGUAUUUGUUUUGUAGGCUAAGUACUUAUCGGACCGCCCUCGUAAAACAGCUACCAUCUAUGGUGUAAGGCUCUGACUGUAUUAGAAAUGACAUAAUGGUUGUUGUACAUUUACAUGAACUGUUUGUUUUUAAUUUGAUACACACACGUAAAUAAGGCUUUUUUCUGUGGAAGAUAACCUAUGUAUGGAUAAUUAGUAUUGACUGUUCGAGUGUCAUAAGCAGUUUGCACCUCAAGCUCGAAUAAAUUUUUAUUUUUGAAAAAAUAGAUAUA
Molecule: messenger RNA, 2118 nt
Organism: Acanthoscelides obtectus
Lineage: Eukaryota; Metazoa; Arthropoda; Insecta; Coleoptera; Chrysomelidae
Source: the annotation of a GenBank genome assembly